UGAAAAGUCGCACUGGACGUUUCCAAUAAUUUGUGCAAUGCACUCACUUGUUUUAGUAUUUUCACGAUUCAUGGAUUCUGCCGCGAGGGCGUCAUUGGCAGGCUUUGUGUCGACGUCUGUUCUCACCUCUUCCGAUGGCCUUUUCGGCGACAACGUAGAGGAGAAGCGCGUGACGGAGGCGCCUGCCCCGCGACCCGAGGACACUGCAGGAUACAAACCAUUGUAUGAGCAACUACAGGGGCGCAAAGAGCAGAAGGACAGCGAGUGGAAAGAGAAGAACAACCCCUUCGCACCCCCGAAGGGUCUAGAUGAAGAGGAAUUCGAAUACAUACAAGACCUCGAGAGUAAGAGGGAGGAUGUGGAACGGAAGCGCCAAGCUCAGCACGAGGAGGACCUUGCUCAAUUUUUGGUGGCUCGCGGCGCUCCUAAAUCUACAGUUAGUGCGCAGCUAUCGUCGCAGCAUUUACUGAAGUAUCCUGUAAAAAAUGAGUUGGAGGCGAGUAACAAAAAGGCCGCAACGGUGGUGGUUAAGGCUAAACGGAAGACAGGAAAGGAUAGGACUGAUUCCAAGAGUGCAGCUUCAAAAGCGAAGGAGGAACCACUGAAGAAGAAGCUGAAGGUGGACAAGUCGUCUGACACGGAGAAGCAGUCGAACACAGCAGCUCUUGGGCUUGCUGGGUACGGCAGUGACAGUGAAAGUGAUGACGCUGACGCAAGCUAGUGUAAUGCUGCUUAAUUCGAGGUCUUCUGUCACUCUACUUAUAUUUUGAAUCGUUGCCGAAAAGAGAGGGAGGGUUGAUACCGGAUGGUCGUAAUGACUUGGGCUGAAGUAGACGAGGUGCAGCUCCGAGACUACGUAGCGGAGGAGAUGCUUCUACCAAGACCCUUCUGGUAGUUCGUGCAACCAUUCGCUUGGGUCUGUCGGGCGUCCGCAUGACCACUGACGAAGUGGUCAUCGCUCGGCGCAAUGGCGGUGAGCAAUUAUUGGCUGUUGCAUCUGUUCUUCUGGCCGCGCCUGGCGAUGAUGACAUUGCAGGUUGCCGUCCAGUAUAGUUAGAUCGGUCCGACAUCGCUCGGUGGAGGAGAGGCGCUGCAGGUCCUUUCUUACUGGAUUCCACAACGGCGCGACGCAGCAGAUCAGUCUCGAUACGCUUUCCGAUGCUCGACACCGGGCCAGUCUUAGCUGUUCGAGCAAAGUCGUGAGUUCUCGAUUGGUUUGUCGAUUUGGCACUGGCUGCCGCGCGAAGAAGCGAGUCCUGACUACUUCGUGCACUUCUACUUUUGUCAGCAUUUUUGCUUUUACUUGCGCCGCUGUGGGUUGUAGAGAUCCGCCUUGACUUGUGAGGUCGUGACUGAAUAAUCUGCUUUUGCUGCAACUGAUGAGGGAGCUGGACUUCCUUAAACAAGCCACUUGCAUCGGGGCGAGCACGCUUUGCCGGUCGUUCUUGGCGUAAUGCAGAUAAAAUGCUGCCUUUGCCGGUAACACCAGCCUUUGGAAGUUCGACAGGACGCUGAGGUGGCUUCACCACAGGCUGCAAAAAUAAGAUAGCAAAUUCUAAAAGGUAAGACGGUAAAACCAACACCAAUCAUUACACGGA
Phytophthora nicotianae INRA-310 is the source of this 1598-nucleotide messenger RNA. RefSeq lists its product as hypothetical. NCBI's taxonomy places the organism in Eukaryota, Oomycota, Peronosporomycetes, Peronosporales, Peronosporaceae. The coding region runs from base 38 to 721 and encodes 227 amino acids. Gene Ontology annotation, cellular component: nucleus. The transcript has 4 exons. The record is from RefSeq and is a predicted model, not a curated record.